Molecule: messenger RNA, 1086 nt
Organism: Huiozyma naganishii CBS 8797
Lineage: Eukaryota; Fungi; Ascomycota; Saccharomycetes; Saccharomycetales; Saccharomycetaceae
Gene: RKM5
Product: S-adenosylmethionine-dependent methyltransferase
Exons: 1
Coding region: 1-1086 (361 amino acids)
Source: RefSeq, a predicted model, not a curated record
AUGGCAUUUCAGUUGAGACACUUGGAUGAGGAUACAAUUUUCGAACAUGUUUUUGACAGAUAUGUACAAAUAGAGACCCACGUUGGCAGUUUAAAGCAAGAUCUUGGGAUUCUAAGCAGAGAUGAGCACGAGGUAGAGGUACAGAUCGAACCUGAUGAAGAGUUGAGUAGACCGAAAAGGAAAUCAAGACAAAGCAAUAGACGACAAAAGAAUAAUCCAGAGACGAGUAGAGGUUCAAUUGAUAGUUCUGUUACUCAAACAUUUUCAAUAACGGUUAACCAAUCGAUCACAAGUCUUAACUCUUCGCAAGUGAACAAUAACUCUACAACAGGAUACGUUCUGUGGUCGAUAACACCAUUUUUCUUGAAGUGGUUACUCUACAGCAAGUCUGCAGCAUUUCUAAGAGUAAAUGAUGGGGGAGCGAGCUCCGUGAAACUCCUGAACAGCGAAGAAAGUAUAUCUGUUCCAUCUAUAAUGGGCGAUAAUGUCGGGAUUAUCGAAUUGGGAUCAGGAAUAUCUGGAAUCUUACCAACUGUGAUGGGAAAUUAUGUAGCGACUUACAUCGCCACAGACCAACGCGGAAUACUAAAGAAAUUAAAAUCUAACAUCAAGGAUAAUCUACUUCAACUAAAUAGGCGCUGUAUCGUAUCCAGUUCCCUUCAUGUUGAUCAGUCGACAGAUUCUGACGAUCUGAAUAUUAUCAGCAACCGAUGCCAACUGGAAGUAGAACCGAUUGAUUGGGAGACUUUCCACUUGACCGAUCAGACACUCUCUAAACUGUACCCUUAUCUGUCCAAACUGAAGGAUCAAGCUGAAACCGUGUACAUAAUCGCAUUGGAUGUAAUUUACAACGAUUUCUUAAUAGCGCCAUUUCUGACCGCCUUGAGACAGUUGCUCGAUUACUAUCGAAAGAGUAAUCCGGAGCGCUCCAUUCGAGUGCGUGCCCUAGUCGGAAUUCAACUGCGGUCACAAGAGGUUGUUACAAGUUUUUUGGAGCACGCCGUGCUCAACCAUAACUUGAAAGUUUACUCUGUUGAAGAUGCGGAUUGGCAACACACGAGGUUUAACCUCUACCUCAUCGAGUAG